Vollenhovia emeryi is the source of this 403-nucleotide messenger RNA. RefSeq lists its product as uncharacterized. The record is from RefSeq and is a predicted model, not a curated record. The annotation marks the transcript as partial. The transcript has 2 exons. Lineage: Eukaryota; Metazoa; Arthropoda; Insecta; Hymenoptera; Formicidae.
AUGCGACACAACCUGUGCGACUAUUGUAGACGAGGCUUUAGACCGCCGAGACAAAGGAGCACCGAGCGACCAAGCCUGCGAAUUCAAGCAUGGGAUUUUCGUAUUGGGCGUUCAACUAUUUAUAAAAUAGUUCCUGAAGUUUGUAAUGUUAUUUGGCAAGCUCUUCAGUCAACUUAUUUACCAGCACUGAGGAAAAAUCAAUGGGAACAUGUGGCUAAAGAAUACGAAGAGAUGUGGCAGUUUCCAAAUUUACUUGGUGCUGUUGACGGCAAACAUAUUCGGAUUAAAGCACCCAUAAAUUCUGGAUCUUUAUAUUUUAAUUACAAGAAAUAUUUUAGCAUAGUCCUUCUCGCUGCUUGUGAUGCCAAAUAUCGUUUCACAUGGGUAGAUAUUGGACAAUAUG